UCGGAGGAGUUCCUCAAAACACAGCCAAAACAAGCCUUACCAUGCGGUUACAACACAUCCUGCACGCAUUUUGGGUUGUCUUUAUUAAAUGGUACAGAGUGCUUCUGAGACGAUGCCUCAAUCAUCUUCAUGUAUCGGGAUUCUUGAUUUUCUUCGCGGAAAGAACUACUUCAUCACUGGCGCAACUGGCUUUGUAGCUAAAGUUUUAAUCGAGAAGAUACUGCGAGCAGUUCCUAAAGUGGGAAGAAUUUAUCUCUUGAUAAAGGAGAAAGACAAGGACGCUGCUGUGGAAAGAUUGAAAAAUGAGGUCAUAGGUGAGGAGCUGUUCAAGUGCUUGAAACAAAUUCAUGGAAAAUCUUAUGAAGCGUUCAUGAUGAGUAAGCUAGUUCCGUUGUCUGGGAAUCUAUGUGAAUAUAAUCUAGGGAUGGAUUCUGAUACAGCUACUGAAAUUGCAAGACAUGUCCAUGUGAUUGUGAACUCAGCAGCCAACACAACACUUGAUGAAAGGUAUGAUGUCGCUCUUAACGUAAACACCCAAGGACCUGCUUGGUUAUUAGAAUUUGCAAAGAAGUGCAAAAACCUUAAACUGUUCUUGCAUGUUUCCUCUGCGUAUGUUAAUGGGGAAAGAGAAGGAAUAAUCUUGGAGAGGCCUUUCCAUCUGGGACAAAGCAUAGCAGAGGAAAGGAUCCCCCCAACUUCUGUCCCUUGGUUGGAUGUCAGUGCUGAGAUCAAGUUGGCUUCUGAUAUGAUGGAAUCUCUCGGGGAUGAUAAUGAAGGAGCUCAAAAAAUGAGAGAUCUGGGGAGGGAGAGGGCAAGAAUCUAUGGAUGGCAAAACACGUACGUUUUCACCAAAGCCAUGGGUGAGAUGCUAAUCAAUAGCAAGAGAGAGAAUCUACCAAUUGUGAUCAUCCGCCCAAGCAUUAUUGAGAGCACCUACUCAGAGCCCUUCCCUGGAUGGAUACAAGAAAACAGAGUAACUGACCCAGUGUUCAUAUCAUAUGGGAAAGGUCAGCUUCCAGGUUUUGUUGGGAACCCCAAAACAGUUCUUGACAUUAUACCUGUGGAUAUGGUGGUGAAUGCCAUUAUAGCAGCCGUGGCAAAGCAUGGGACUGUUGGUAAAGCACAACUACGUGUGUACCAUGUUACAUCAUCUGUCUCUAAUCCUAUUUCCUUUGGCCAAGUAUUCGACUUUGCCUGUGAUCACUUCACUUCUUUUCCACUACUGAACUCAAAAGGGAAAAUUAAGGAAUUCAAGUAUUUCAGCUCAAUGGACAGUUUUUCUUCUUACAUUAGGGACGAAACAGAACAGCAAAUUGGACUAAACGGCGAUCUAUCCACUUUAGAUCCCAAGUUGCGUCUCCAGAUGCGAACAGAAUGCGCCAAUAGGCUUCAGCGAUUCGCCCGCAUGGCUGAAUUAUAUGAACCCUAUGCAUUUUAUAAAGGAUGGUUCGACUGCAGCAACAUUAAGGAAUUGAUCCAAAACAUGUCGACUCAAGAGAAGAAAUUGUUUCGAUUUGAUGUGGAGAGCAUAAAUUGGAAGCAUUACAUAAAAAACGUUCACCUUCCAGGCCUGCGGAGGCAUGUUAUGAAAGAAAAGCUUGUAGCAGUUGCAAGAUUGUGAUAAUCUAGGCAGUAAGAAAUAGCUGUGAACCCUCAAGCCUGUGAAGAAAUUGGCCUUUGUUCGCUUACACAUUCUGUUAGAAUAUAAUGGUGUUUGUAUGAUUUGUACGUGUAAUAUAACAUCAUAUCAAUGACCUUGUAUACAAGGAAUAUUGGCAUAAAUG
Molecule: messenger RNA, 1784 nt
Organism: Hevea brasiliensis (rubber tree)
Lineage: Eukaryota; Viridiplantae; Streptophyta; Magnoliopsida; Malpighiales; Euphorbiaceae
Product: fatty acyl-CoA reductase 2, chloroplastic
Exons: 9
Coding region: 89-1621 (510 amino acids)
Biological process (GO): long-chain fatty-acyl-CoA metabolic process; suberin biosynthetic process
Cellular component (GO): intracellular membrane-bounded organelle
Molecular function (GO): alcohol-forming very long-chain fatty acyl-CoA reductase (NADP+) activity
Source: RefSeq, a predicted model, not a curated record